Eimeria necatrix is the source of this 750-nucleotide messenger RNA. RefSeq lists its product as hypothetical. The transcript is spliced from 4 exons. The record is from RefSeq and is a predicted model, not a curated record. Lineage: Eukaryota; Apicomplexa; Conoidasida; Eucoccidiorida; Eimeriidae. Bases 1 to 750 code for a protein of 249 amino acids.
AUGGGUAUCUUCUUUCGGGACCGCCAGGAGGACUUGGCGGAUCCCGAUCUAAGGGCGUCUCGUUACUUCCUAUUCAAGAAUAAACAGACGCAGGAAAAUAAGCUCAAAAAUGCGGAAAAGAAAUAUGGCUACACUCUUGCUGAACUUCAUGCCUACAGGCAUCUCAUGAUGCCACCUCGAAUGCCUCAGCGCAUGCAAGAGGAACGGACAGAUAUGGCAAAUACGUACUGUCAGAUUGAAAGGCUCGUGGGCGUUGAGGUUUACCAACAACAGACGGAGAACCACUUCGCCACAAAGGCUCCUACUUCCAGCAGCUGGUCGAACGCUUCCGAAGGAGUAUCCGUUCCUGAGACAGCUUCAGCAAAGUCCCUCAAUGCGGAUUUAUGUUCUGCGGAGAAAAGUGGGGGGACAAACGGGACAGAUGAAGUGGAUGAGAGAUGUGUGAAGUGUCUCGGCUACUACUUGGCUUUGGACAGAUGUGUUCGAUCUGUGUCGAAACAAGACGAGAAAAAUAGGGUGUACAAGCACACGCGUCUUCAUGCUUGCAAGCCCCAUUGGGUGUGGUUUAAUCGAUGCAUUGCUUAUCGGGACCAGCAGCUCCUCAAGGAAAUACACUCGUGGGAGACAGAGCACGUCAAGUCACUUCGUCCUGAGGAGAGGAAGGAUUACCUGGAUCGACUGCAAGGCACGAAGAGGUACCUCGAAUAUGCUGCGGCUCGUUCCCGCGACGACAUCGAAGUUAUCAAGUAA